CAUACAUUAGUACCGGUACCCAUUCUUGGUUACUCAGUAAUAUGUUUGGCAACCAUUAGCUUUGAUGACGUAUUCAUGCAGUGAUGUCAUCGGGUUCCACAAUAUCAGCUAAAUGCCAAGUUCCGUAUGCUACAAAUGGUUGAAGAAUGGGAAUCCUAACAGUUGUGCGUCCGUAUUUGAAAUCGCUGUUGACAGGGGGUGCGUUGUUGCUGGUGGUCUUCUAUGUCAUUUCCGGUAGACAGAUGGCGUUCUAUUUUACCCCGGGUGUUGCGAGAGACUUGCACCAGCAUAAUGACCCUCGACCGGGAAAUGACACUUUGACUAUGUCAACGCCCGUUUCCAUGUCUUUGCUACUUCCGACGCUCGGCGCUUCGCUACCGCCGUGGCAUUUUCGGUCACCGCAACCAGCCAUAUUUCAGAACCCGAGGCCACAUACUCCAUCCACAACCGCAUCUGGCGGCUCGCCGGGUGGUUUUUCGCACACAAACCCAGAAGGUUUUUCGCACACAAACCCAGAAGACAUUGUUCUUAUUAGCAAGGAUUCUUCUAUGGUUAGUCAAUUACAUGAUAUGGAACAGAGGCCAAUGCAUUUAAACACAACGUGCUUCAAGGACGUUUUACUCAACGCAACUUAUAAGCGAACGGAACGCGGACGGUUUUUUCAUUCCAAGGUUUACAAUAUCGCAUAUUGCAAGGUGCCAAAAGUUGGGUCCACUUUUUGGACACUGUUAUUCACAACUCUUGACAAUGGAGUCGAUUUUGGCAAGAAGCUUUUGGAAAAGAAACGCAGUUCUCUACACAACGGUCGUUACACGUUUUCUUCCUCAUUCACGUACGUGAAGAGUGCCAAAGUUGCAACAAUUCUCCCGACACGUGAUCCAUAUUCUCGGCUUUUCUCGGCUUUCAUCGACAAGUCAUACUUGCCCAUUAGAAUAAACACAAACUACGCUGUCCUGAGCAUUCAAAAUAAAUCUCUUUGCGCAACUGAUGUUUCUUUUCAAGAAUUUCUCAACUGGAUUUUAAACGAAGCGAAAGUAGGCAAAUCUUUGGAUCAACACUGGGCACCGAUUUAUUCUAUUUGCGGAUCUUGCGAGGUUAACGCUCAGUACAUUGUAAAACAAGAAACAUUUACAAACGACAUCGGCGUCAUAUUGCAGAAGCUGAACGUCUCGUCAGAAAAAUACAACUUCAUAAUGCAUACGCUGGAAGGCAAGCGGAUUCAGUCAUCCUUGCCAGGGAUUGUGGCCACAAUUCUAGAUCGGAGUUCUGCGCCCGAGAUUAACCGGUGUAUGCCAUGGCUGGAGGUCACUCGGAGGAUAUGGCGGUCUUUCCAGAUUCAGGGCUUUAUUCGCGAGGACCGAGGGUACCCGCAAGACACGUUCGAAUCCAUUCGGAACAGCUCGGAUCCGUCACUAGUAUCCGAUAUAAUUUUGGCGGAAAUAUUCAAGUAUACUUUGUCGUCGGAAGAACGUAAAAUACAACGAGAAAACGCGUUACGAAAAGCGUAUGAAGGUGUCAGCAAAGAUGUUGUUGACGUGAUCAAAGACUUGUACAGUGUGGACUUUUCAAUAUACGGUUAUUCUAACAUUCCACCAAAUGAAAGAUAACAUGAUAGAUACAAGUGUCUUUGCGAGAAUCAAAAUAUUAUUUGAUCAUUUUUUAACUGUUUAAGUCAACAUUUGUUAACAAACAGACUUAACGUUUG
Dreissena polymorpha is the source of this 1705-nucleotide messenger RNA. RefSeq lists its product as uncharacterized. The transcript is spliced from 4 exons. NCBI's taxonomy places the organism in Eukaryota, Metazoa, Mollusca, Bivalvia, Myida, Dreissenidae. The coding region runs from base 147 to 1607 and encodes 486 amino acids. Gene Ontology annotation, biological process: carbohydrate biosynthetic process. The record is from RefSeq and is a predicted model, not a curated record. Gene Ontology annotation, molecular function: sulfotransferase activity. Gene Ontology annotation, cellular component: membrane.